CAAGCAAAGCUGCCAACCUGGUCCCUGGGUUUGACUGCUUCUCUUCCUCUCCACCUCUUCCUUGCGCGCGCGGGCUCUCCACUCCAUCCAUCGUCUCACCGGAGUGCCUGGCCGCCGGCCCUCCUCCCCCUUCAUCCACUCCUUCCGCUCCUCUUGCCUUCCACCCUCUUCCAAUCCCACGCUCCACCCUCGACGCAACCAGACCACCACCUCAACCCGGCCUCUGCUUCACCGUGCCCUCCCAGUCCAACUACCGAUCCGUCUCCCCUCAGUCGUCGCCGCAGGUCCGGCCGGCGCGGAUCCCUGUUCUUCACGUAAAGUUCUUGUUGCUCCUACGCAACAUGGUGUUUAGAUAGUCUGAGCAGUGCUGAUUUUUAACCCUGCGUUGAAUCUUGAAUAGUGUUCAAGGAUCAAUUAAUGUCCUAGAACAUGAAUGAUUCAAGUGGUUCCCAACAUCAGCAUGUCAAUGGAAAGACAAAGCAAUUGCAGUUCGUAGGUUCACCUAUUCUGAACAAUGGACCAAAGCACCGUCCGUUGACUCCCAUGAGACGAUUCCGUGGCAUAGCGUGUGUGGGAACCAUACUGUCAACAGCAUUCCUGCUGAUAGUUUACAUAGCUCCUGUAACUACCUUCCUUGUACGGUUGUUCAGUGUGCAUUACAGCCGAAAGACAACUUCUUUUCUAUUUGGAAUGUGGUUAUCAUUGUGGCCAUUUUUGUUUGAGAAAAUAAACAAGACCAAAGUAGUUUUUUCUGGUGAAAAUGUGCCUCCAGCAAAGCGUGUAUUGUUAUUCGCCAACCACAGAACCGAGGUUGACUGGAUGUACUUGUGGAAUCUUGCAUUGAGGAAAGGCCAAUUGGGAUAUAUCAAGUAUAUCCUAAAGAGCAGCUUGAUGAAACUACCUGUUCUUAGCUGGGCAUUUCAUCUUUUUGAGUUUAUCCCAGUAGAACGAAAAUGGGAGAUUGAUGAAAGAAUUAUACAGAACAGAUUAUCAAAAUUUAGGGACCCCAGGGAUCCUCUAUGGUUGGCAGUUUUUCCAGAAGGCACGGAUUAUACUCAGCAAAAAUGCAUCAAGAGUCAAGAAUAUGCAGUCGAGCAUGGUCUGCCUGUACUAGAGAAUGUCCUUCUUCCGAAAACAAAGGGGUUCAUUAUUUGUUUGGAAGAGCUUAGAAGCUCCUUAGAUGCAGGUAACCAAUCCUACACCCCACCAUAUUUAUUUCUCUGCUAUCAACGAAGUGUUUAAUAUUUUUAAUUUAUCUGCAAAAGUUUCUCUUGUUUAUUUCAUUACCAGCAUUCUACUGAACCAGUAAGUCUGAAUCUACAGUGACCAGUCCUUGGGUGUCAGGACUUGUUCUUGUUACAGAGUAGACAUUCUUAAAACCAAUAAACUUUAUGAUUUUUUAGAUGAGUAUGAAGAAUAUUAGUCAUAUCCUCUUUUCGACUUUAAUGGUAUAUUAUAUAUCUGAUUUAUUUAACAAGGGGUACAUCUUGCACUCCAAACAUACUAAGCAGUGUGUUGAGCACGUCACUAGUAGUCAAACAAAGAACAUCUAGGUUCAGGUGCAGUUCUUUUGAAAUAAGGAAAAUUUUGGCCUCAUGUGCAGUUCUUUUGGAAUAAUGAGAAUUUUGGCCUCAGGUGCAUUUCGAAUUUUAGAAUUUCAGCUCUGCAACUUUACUCUACAAACAAGAGUUACAAGACCAUUACUUGGACUGACAGAAUGGCAACUUACAAGCUCGCUUUAUAAAACACUAUCAUUGACGAAAAAUUAUCUUGCAGAGUUAAAACAUGAAAAAUCAAACAACAUCUAAAUGUCAAAGGGGUGAGAAAUAGCCAAAAUUAUAUAAUACCAAAUUAAGCAUGGUCAAUGGAAGAAAAUGGCUACAAAUGCAGAAAGAAUAUUUCAAGUACAUAAGGGAAGAACAAAUGUACCAGGAAAAAGAAAUGAAUUGUCAUGACAUCUGAAAGAAGUAUUACAAGAAAAUAACAACCGAUCCGUGGAAUUCGUACAAUCUUGGUUAUGGUACUAAAUGUACAUCUGCAGUAAGUUGCAACAUCCUGUAUAAGCUUAAUUCAGUUGAACAAUAAAAAGGACUGCAAAUUUAUCUAGGUGCCAUAUGGUAGGCCACAAGCCCUGUCAGCUGAAGACUGUCUGCUUUAUUAUGCCCCAUGAAU
Molecule: messenger RNA, 2172 nt
Organism: Lolium rigidum
Lineage: Eukaryota; Viridiplantae; Streptophyta; Magnoliopsida; Poales; Poaceae
Product: probable 1-acyl-sn-glycerol-3-phosphate acyltransferase 5
Exons: 3
Coding region: 430-1242 (270 amino acids)
Cellular component (GO): endomembrane system
Molecular function (GO): acyltransferase activity
Source: RefSeq, a predicted model, not a curated record